This is a messenger RNA of Metarhizium album ARSEF 1941, 1317 nucleotides long. RefSeq names its product Aromatic-ring hydroxylase-like protein. Lineage: Eukaryota; Fungi; Ascomycota; Sordariomycetes; Hypocreales; Clavicipitaceae. Gene Ontology annotation, molecular function: FAD binding. The record is from RefSeq and is a predicted model, not a curated record. The transcript has 6 exons. The coding region runs from base 1 to 1317 and encodes 438 amino acids.
AUGGACCACCAGGACGCUCAUGUCAUUGUUGUCGGCGCUGGAAUAUCCGGUCUCCUGAUCUGCCAGGCGUUGAAGAAGGCCAACAUCCGAUUCUCCAUCUUCGAGAGAGAAGAGACGUUGAAUUACCGCAGCAAUGAGUGGACAAUGGCGAUCCACUGGGCUCUGCCCCUUCUCAAAGACAUUCUCCCCGAGCAGCUAUACGCCAAAAUGUCCGUCAUUGCUUGCAAUCCCACAGUGGGCAUCCACUCGGGUCUCUACCCGAUAAUCAACGGCGAGACGGGCGAGCUCAUCACCGGGGUGCCGUACGAGAAUGGGCUGCGCGUGCCGCGAAGUCGCAUGCGAGCCUUGGCCGCCGAGGGAAUCCAUGUGCAGUACGGCAAACUCGUGACCGACAUUGCCUUCAACGAAAGCGGCCGGGGAGUCGUCGCGACCUUGUCCGACGGCACCAUCGUCCCCGGAACCAUGAUCAUCGGCGCCGACGGGCCAAAAUCCACGGUUCGCCAGUUCGCAAUGGGCAGCGCGGACAAGGCCGCCGUGACCAAGUUUCCCAUCUUCCACACCAACAUGACUGUUUGCUACAACGACGCCGACAAGGCCAAGACGGUCAGGCACCAGUACCCGACCAGCUACUUGGCGCUGAGCCAGCGUUCUUUCCACGCAUUUCAGUCGAUCUCGAGCAUGCCCGAGGGACCCGACCACCCAGAGUCGUGGGUCUUCCACAUGGCCAUGGCGUGGCUCGGCGAGGUGGACAACAGCUUGAGCUACAGAGACCGUCUGGCUCUCAUCAAAGAGCGCGCCGCCGGCAUGGGCGAGCCCGCGCGCUCGGCCUUCAUGUGGCUCCCCGACGACACGGAGGUGCACAAGGCCGACAUCAGCUACUGGGUGACGCAGGCCUGGGACAAUCGCCAGGGGCGGCUCACGCUCCUCGGAGACGCUGCGCAUCCCAUGCCCCCAUAUCGUGGCCAGGGCCUGAACCACUGCAUAAAGGACGUCUCGCUUCUGUCCGAGGUUCUCAAGGCGGUACUUGGCAGCCCUGCCGCGUCGCUCACGCUCGCCAAGGGCGUGGCUCAGUAUGAGGAGGAAAUGAUUCCUCGCGGGGCAGAAGAGGUCCGGUGCUCCGUGGAAAACGGCAUGCUGCUGCACGACUGGAAGAAGAUCCAGGAGAGUCCCGUCUUUCGCCGCGGCUUCAAGCCCAUGGAUGGUCACGGCGACGCCGUCCAUGUUGCCGGUCCUGACGAGAAUAUCAGCGAACAUGCGCGGGUCCAGAUGGAGCGAGAUGCCGAGCUGGCUGGUACUCUGGCUGCCGUCUCUUCCUAG